UAUAUGGCAACUUUGCUGACAACGUGUCAACUUUGUCGAACGCGUAGCAAAUGCCAGCGACCGCGAAUAGAUGAGUUGUGAGUUGAACAGAACUUACAUUUCUCUUUCCAUUGAAUACACACACUCUAGUUGGUUAUCUAGUGACAGAAACAAGUAAAAAUGCCACCAGCACCAAGUUCGACGUCGGUUGGUUCGGGCAGCCGUUCCCCCAGCAAGGCCACCUCAGCGCCGCGAUCGUCCAGCGGCAGCGGCACCGUGAGGCAGAGGAAGACCACCACCACGACCGCGGCCAGGUCCCGGACCAGCGGCGCAGGCUCCGGCGGCAUGUGGCGCUUCUACACCGACGACUCCCCCGGCAUUAAAGUAGGUCCAGUCCCCGUGCUUGUGAUGUCUCUGCUCUUCAUUGCCUCAGUGUUUAUGCUCCACAUUUGGGGAAAAUACACUAGAGCUUAAGCCCAAUACAUUUAAGUUUAAAUUAUAAAGUUAAGGAGUGAAAGAGAGUGAGAUUGUGUUUUAUAUUUAAGUACUGUUAAUGGCUUAGAAUGUGGGAUUUAAUUUAAUAUUUAUCUAUGUAAAAGAUUUAUAAUUAAAAACUUGCAUCAAUA
Plutella xylostella (diamondback moth) is the source of this 605-nucleotide messenger RNA. RefSeq names its product Sec61 translocon subunit beta (gene Sec61beta). NCBI's taxonomy places the organism in Eukaryota, Metazoa, Arthropoda, Insecta, Lepidoptera, Plutellidae. Gene Ontology annotation, biological process: intracellular protein transport. The record is from RefSeq and is a predicted model, not a curated record. Gene Ontology annotation, cellular component: Sec61 translocon complex.